Molecule: messenger RNA, 2820 nt
Organism: Boeremia exigua
Lineage: Eukaryota; Fungi; Ascomycota; Dothideomycetes; Pleosporales; Didymellaceae
Product: formate--tetrahydrofolate ligase-domain-containing protein
Exons: 2
Coding region: 1-2820 (939 amino acids)
Biological process (GO): tetrahydrofolate interconversion
Cellular component (GO): cytosol
Molecular function (GO): ATP binding; methenyltetrahydrofolate cyclohydrolase activity; formate-tetrahydrofolate ligase activity
Source: RefSeq, a predicted model, not a curated record
AUGACGGCCACCAAGAUCGAUGGCACUGCCAUUGCGAAGAGCAUCCGCGAGCGCCUGGGCGGGUACAUCCAGGAGAAGCAGGCCGCGAACCCGCGGUACCGCCCGAGCCUGAAGAUUGUGCAGGUGGGCGACCGCUCCGACUCGUCGACGUAUGUGCGCAUGAAGCUCAAGGCGGCCGAGGAGGCCAACAUCGACUGCGAGCUGGUGCAGCUGCCCGAGGACACGACCGAGAGCGACCUGCUGCACCGCGUGGCCGCCUACAACAACGACCCCGCCGUGCACGGCAUCCUGGUGCAGCUGCCGCUGCCCAAGCACAUCUCCGAGUAUGAGAUCACCAGCGCCGUCGCCGACGAGAAGGACGUCGACGGCUUCGGCGCCGCGAGCAUCGGCGAGCUGGCCAAGCGCGGCGGCAAGCCGCUGUUCACCCCGUGCACCCCCAAGGGCGUCAUGGUGCUGCUGGAGGAGGCCGGCGUGCAGAUUGCCGGCAAGAACGCCGUCGUGCUGGGCCGCAGCGACAUUGUGGGCAGCCCCGCCAGCUACCUGCUGAAGAACGCCGACGCGACCGUGACCGUGUGCCACUCCAAGACGGCCAACCUGCCCGACAUCGUGCGCCAGGCCGACAUCGUCGUCGCCGCCAUUGGCAAGGCCCAGUUCGUCAAGGGCGACUGGCUCAAGCCCGGCGCCGUUGUCAUCGACGUCGGCACCAACUUCGUGCCCGAUGCCAGCAAGAAGAGCGGCCAGCGCCUGGUCGGCGACGUCGACUACGACUCCGCCGCCGAGGUCGCCUCGCAGAUCACCCCCGUGCCCGGCGGCGUUGGCCCCAUGACCAUCGCCAUGCUGCUGCAGAACCUCGUCGACUCGGCCGACGCCACCUUCGACCGUCAGACGAAGCGCAAGAUCACACCGCUGCCCAUCAAGCCCGAGGACCCCAUCCCCUCGGACAUUGCCAUCUCGCGCAAGCAGCACCCCAAGCAGAUCACCCAGGUCGCCAAGGAGGUUGGUAUCCUGCCCCACGAGCUGGAGCCGUACGGCUACACCAAGGCCAAGGUCGACCUGUCGCUGCUGAAGCGCCUCGAACACCGCAAGAACGGCCGCUACGUCCUGAUUGCUGGCAUUACCCCCACGCCGCUCGGCGAGGGCAAGUCCACAACCACCAUCGGUGUCGCGCAGGCCCUGGGCGCCCACCUCGGCAGGAUAUGCUUCGCCAACGUCCGCCAGCCCAGCAUGGGCCCGACCUUCGGCAUCAAGGGCGGAGCUGCUGGCGGUGGCUACAGCCAGGUCAUUCCCAUGGACGAGUUCAACCUCCACUUGACUGGUGACAUCCACGCCAUCACCGCCGCCAACAACCUGCUGGCUGCCGCCAUCGAGACUCGCAUCUUCCACGAGAACACACAGAAGGACGCCGCCCUGUAUAAGCGACUGGUGCCCGCAAAGAAGGGCGGGCGCGAGUUCGCGCCGGUCAUGUUCCGCCGCCUGAAGAAGCUCGGCAUCGACAAGACCAACCCCGACGACCUGACCGAGGAGGAGAUCACAAAGUUCGCCCGUCUCGACAUCGACCCUGAGACUAUCACAUGGCGUCGCGUUCUCGAUGUCAACGACAGGCAUCUGCGAGGCAUCACCAUCGGUCAGGCUCCCACCGAGAAGGGCCAGACCCGCGAGACCGGCUUCGACAUCUCCGUUGCCAGCGAGUGCAUGGCUAUUCUCGCGCUCAGCAACGACCUUGGCGAUCUCCGCGAGCGUCUCGGCCGCAUGGUCGUCGCCAGCUCCCGCAGCGGUGACCCCGUUACCUGCGACGACAUUGGUGCUGGUGGUGCCCUGACUGCCCUCCUCCGCGAUGCCAUCAAGCCCAACCUGAUGCAGACGCUUGAGGGCACCCCCGUCUUCGUUCACGCUGGUCCCUUCGCCAACAUCUCCAUCGGCGCUUCUUCUGUCCUUGCUGACAAGCUCGCACUCAAGCUUGCCGGAACCGAGGCUGGCGAGGACCACGAUGAGAAGACUGGUUUCGUCGUCACAGAAGCCGGCUUCGACUUCACCAUGGGCGGCGAGCGCUUCUUCAACAUCAAGUGCCGCUCCUCCGGCCUCGUUCCCGACACCGUCGUCAUCGUCGCCACCGUCCGCGCCCUCAAGGUCCACGGCGGCGGCCCCGACAUCAAGCCCGGCGCCCAGCUCCAGGAGUGCUACCGCACCGAGAACAUCGAGAUGCUGCGCAAGGGCUGCAUCAACCUCAAGAAGCACAUCGCCAACGCGCGCUCCUACGGCGUCCCCGUCGUCGUUGCCAUCAACAAGUUCGCCACCGACACCGACGCCGAAAUCGCCGUCAUCCGCGAGGAGUCCCUCGCAGCCGGCGCCGAAGACGCCAUCCCUGCCAACCACUUCGCUGAGGGCGGCAAGGGCGCCAAGGACCUCGCCGCAGGCAUCAUCAAGGCCUCCGCCCAGCCCAAGGACUUCAAGCUGCUGUACUCCCUCGACAACACCGUCCAGGAGCGCAUGGAGGCCAUCGCGAAGCAGAUGUACGGCGCCUCCGCCGUCGAGUUCAGCCCCCUCGCGCAGAAGAAGGUCGACACGUACACCAAGCAGGGACUGGGUAACCUGCCCAUCUGCGUCGCCAAGACGCAGUACUCGCUGUCGCACGACCCGGCGCUCAAGGGCGCGCCCGAGGGCUUCACGGUGCCGAUCCGCGAUGUCCGCAUGGCGGCCGGCGCGGGAUACUUGUAUGCGCUCGCAGCCGAUAUCCAGACCAUCCCCGGUCUGCCCACAGCGCCUGGGUACCUUAACAUCGAUGUUGAUGUUGAGACUGGCGAGAUUGAUGGUAUGUUCUAG